AGUUCACCUCGUGCCUUCAAUCCAUCCAUUGGAGUGUUUUACCAGACUCAUUCGAGUAGUGAUAUUUCAUAUCAGACCGACAGUUUAAAAAAAAAUCAUCCAUCACCAUGCAAUUCUUCAAGAGUGCUUUCUGUCUGAUUGUCAUCGUUGCUGCCGUUGCCGCUUACCCCGGUCAUGCCGAGAGCUACGCUAAUCACAACAGUCAUCACCAUGGUGGAGACUACCAUCACGAAGAGGAGCACUAUCAUGCCCCAUCCCCCUACAAGUACGAAUACGGAGUUAAGGACUUCCACACUGGGGACAACAAAGAUGCGUGGGAACACUCUGAUGGGCACGUGGUGAAGGGAGCCUACUCCUUCCAGGAAGCCGAUGGUACGAAGCGUAUUGUGGAAUACACCGCUGACAAAAUCAACGGUUUCAACGCUGUCGUGAAGAGAGUCGGACAUGCCGAUCAUCCCUAUGGUCAUCAUCAUCACCACGAAGGAGGAUACUAGGCCAUAUUUCUUAGGAAAUGAAUAGCAUGUCCAUUUCUCUCCCUUCAUCUUCUUCCUGGAACUUCGACCUUCACUUCAACUCAAACCUAAUUCAUUCGCUUCUAACAAAAAAACUACUUCCCAUUCCUCACUAAAAUCUUCUCUUCUCCAAAUUCAAUCAUGUGAAAAACAAUUUAAUUGAUUCUUGUGCAUUCCGUGUAACCAAAGUCAAUAAACAUAAGAGGAUUUUAAC
Phlebotomus papatasi is the source of this 726-nucleotide messenger RNA. Its product is annotated as adult-specific cuticular protein ACP-20-like. The transcript is spliced from 3 exons. Gene Ontology annotation, cellular component: extracellular matrix. The record is from RefSeq and is a predicted model, not a curated record. Bases 108 to 494 code for a protein of 128 amino acids. NCBI's taxonomy places the organism in Eukaryota, Metazoa, Arthropoda, Insecta, Diptera, Psychodidae.